AUGGAGGAUAAGGUAAUUCCGGCCGAUCGACGAACGCUAGGCGAUAAGGACAGCGACACGUGGAGUCUGGCUGUCGAGCAGCAGGCGCAACAACAAGAACCACAACAGCAACAACAACAACAACAACAACAACAACAAUCGGAUUGUCGAAGCAGUGAGAGCAACGGCGACGUUGCAGUGCCGCCGAGAGUUUCGGAGACGAAACCGCCGGAAACGAGAGAUGCAACGAGUGUGGAUCAGCUGACGAGCCGCAAUCACGAGACCCGAAAGAGUAAGAGUAAGCGGGUCAAGAGCUACCUAAAAAGGUGCAAAGGUGCGCUCACGAAGAGUGACGAGAGCUCGUGCGAAAGAAGGAAAGACGAACAACAGCAGCAGCGACAGCAGCAGCAGAAGCAGCAGAAGCUACAGCAACAGCAGCAACAGCAGCAGCAACAAGAAAGCGCGUCAGCGUGGUACGUUGAGGAUAAUAAAGAAGUGAUAAAACCGGAGGAGGACGAAGAGGAGGAAGAGGAAGCGGUGGAGGAGGAAGUGGAGGUGGGGAAGGAGGAUCGAAACGGUACGGUGACGAGAGAGAACAAGCCAGAUGAGCUUUUCUCGCUGUGCAAAAGGAGCAACGCGACGUACGAGGAAACGAGCGACGAGGCGGGGCUCAUGCACGAGGACAUUGGAUGUUUGAACAAGUGCGACUCUAGUAACACGCUCGUCGCCGAGGUGCAGGAACCGAAGGAAGAGAACGAGGAGGAUAUCAUCGCGGCAGCCGAACCCUCCACACCCGACAUCAUACCCAAUUCGGUGGCGCGGGGAGAUGCCGCUUCGCUGAUUCGAAGUUACCUAGGGCCGAUUUACGGCGAAAAUGUACUCGAUAUCUUGACACGUCAGGCACGCGACAUUCUCGUUUGCGCUUAUCAUGGCAACUUGGAGAAUUUCGUCAAGUCCUAUCUAUCACCUGCCGUCAAACUGCUUAGCGAAGUCAAACGCGCUGCUUCAAAAAAGGCGCUCGCAGGUGGAAAAGGUGUCGUCGGAGGUGUUGGCAACGAAGAAGAAGCCGUUAUCGGUUGUAGUGAGAGCGGUAACCACGGAGUUAUAACGGUGAAACCGCGACUGCAUUGA
Messenger RNA from Ceratosolen solmsi marchali, 1110 nucleotides. The record is from RefSeq and is a predicted model, not a curated record. NCBI's taxonomy places the organism in Eukaryota, Metazoa, Arthropoda, Insecta, Hymenoptera, Agaonidae.